Messenger RNA from Sebastes umbrosus (honeycomb rockfish), 2539 nucleotides. RefSeq names its product ultraviolet-B receptor UVR8-like. Bases 409 to 2385 code for a protein of 658 amino acids. Gene Ontology annotation, cellular component: cytoplasm. The record is from RefSeq and is a predicted model, not a curated record. The transcript has 17 exons. Gene Ontology annotation, molecular function: guanyl-nucleotide exchange factor activity. Lineage: Eukaryota; Metazoa; Chordata; Actinopteri; Perciformes; Sebastidae.
CCUCUCUCCAUCAACUUACCUGGAGACUAAUGCACUUCAGUGACAAGUCAUAUAUUGGAGCUUUCAGGAAAAGCAGUUUCCCAUGAGUUGCAAUUAGGAUUUGGAAGUUGACGUGAAUGCUAUUUGCAAGUCGGAAAAAUAAGGUGCUAUGGAGACAGUUACCCUGCCAAUGUGGCGAGUGCAAUGAGGGGAGGAGGGGGCAAAUGAAGUCUCGGCCACAAGACAACGACCAAUGUGUUGAAAACAAAGGGACCAGCAACAGAGGUGUAAACGGAGAAAAGGAAGCAUGAUAUAAGAAGACAGUGAAAUGAAAAGUUCUUGUCCUUUAACUUUGGCACAGCAGAGGGAUAUGUCCAUGGCUGGAAGAAACAGCAUCUCCAAGUGGAGGACAUACAGUGUGAGUUGGAUAUGAAUCUGCUUUGCUGGGGUAGCGGGGAGCUCGGCCAGACUGGACAUGGCAGGCCAGGGGACAUCGGUCCAGAGGACGCCCAUCUGAGAGAGUUCACAAUGGCAAGGCUGGGCAGAGUGAAGCUACUGGCAUGUGGAUCCACUCACUCCAUUGUGGUUACAGUGGACAACAAGAUCUUUGCAUGGGGAAAUGGCACCAGUGGACAGCUGGGUGAUGGAGAGAGGGCAGUAAAGGACCAGCCUGUCCAGGUUAAGUUGCCACGGGAACUGAACGUUAAAGGGAGCGACGCAGAUGUGGAUGUCGUCGACAUAGUCGGUGUGACCUGUGGAAGCAGACACUCCUUCAUAUGGACUGAAGCCGGGCAGGCUUACAGUUUUGGAAACAACUUUUACGCCCAGCUCGGUUAUGACGUCCAGAGGCUCGACUUCAAAGACCACCAGCUGGCACCGCGUUUGUUCAAGAAUCUUCCAUCAUCUCUGAAAAUAUCUCAAGUGGCCUGCGGAGAGCGACACACUCUGUUUGCGCUGGAGGACGGCAGCGUGGCGGCAUGUGGGCAGAAUGAUUAUGGACAAAUUGGCAGCGGCUCUGAUGAACGUGUGGUCGUCCCUCGCUUUGUUGAGUGCGUGGACCGUGUGUCGAAGGUCACCUGUGGGGCAAACCACAAUCUUGCACUGACAGGUGACGGCAGGUUGUUUCAGUGGGGCUGUGGACGGGCAUGUGGGAACAUAAAGAGGAACAUCCUUUUCCCAGAGGAAGUGAUGCCACCAAGCUCACCAGUGAGAGACAUUGCUGGAGGAUGUUGGCAUAGCCUGCUUCUAACAGAUGGUGGGAAUGUCUUCUCCUGGGGGAUGGGGCAAGAGGGACAGCUUGGACUCGGGGACGACUGUAUUCAUAGCUCCGAACCUCGUCUUCUCAGCUAUUCUCAGCUAGCUGAGAUCACACAGAUACAAGCAGGGGACAGCUACAGUGCAGCCAUCACAGCAGGCGGAGAGCUGCUUCUCUGGGGUCAGAUCCCCUGUGUGUCCCGGGUCAUUGAUCAUCCAGGCCUCAAAAAGCUCUGGACCCCUCAGCCUGUUCCACUGGCAGGCAGAAAGGUGUGUGAUGUGGCCUGUGGUACCUGGCACAUGAUGGCCCUCACCACAAGGAGCAGAGAGAAGAACAGAGAAUGUGCUCACUCAGAAACUGAAGCUCGCUUCAGAGACCUUGUCAGCGAUCCCCUGCCGACGGAGCGCACAGAGAAAGAAAACACAGCGCAAGAAUCUGAGAAUGAAGAGGAAGAAGAAAGACAUGAAGAAAGACCAAACAAAGAUGACGGAGAUGGAGUUUUACACGAUUCAGCAUUUACCAGGUCUUCAACAAGGAUGGACAGGAGAGGAAGUGUCCACUCAUCAAUCAAAUCUGAUCAAGGGGAUGAGAGGGAGAGUUGCAGGACAGCCGGGUCGCGGGAGCUGAGGAAAAGAACAUGCAGAAGCAGAGGACACAGAGACAUAAUAUUCACCACUUUGCAUCUUUUACCCAGGUCAGAGGGAGAGCAAUGCAGGCCCACUGCCAGCACUUUACCCCGACUACAGACAGGACAACAAAUUCAUAGCAGAGUUUUAGCUGAGGCUCGAAAGGAGAGAUCUACACAUCUGACUGGAUUGGUCCAAAAUCAUGGAAGUGACAGCAGCAUUUUAAAGAGUCCCAGACUCAAACCCAGACCUCCUGGGAGAUGUACAGGUUCUGUGGAUCAGAGUGUAGCCUCUUGUCAUCGUUCAGAAAUUAGACUACACACUGGCCUCAAGUCUCCGAUAUAUAAUUCUUCUCCCCAUCUGAGCCCUGGACAGCAAGCUUGGAUGCCAUCCCCUUCCUUCCACCUGGGACCACAAGUUGGAACCUCUCUUUCUCAAACUCCUUCCUCUUCUGAACUAUUCAGGUACUGUCCAACCCACAGAAGAGUGGUUUCUUCCUUUGGCACUUCUCGGAAGAAUCUAUAACAAUCCACAGAUCCCCUGUAAAAUGUAUCUGAAGUUUUAAUGUUUGAAACAUGUACCCUUUUAUAUCAGGCUAUGUCAACUUUGAAAUUCAAAUAAAUUUAUGUUCAUCGUUUAGCCACCCAGAUAAUACACCUCUCAUUCAUUAAUUCAUCAA